UGCCCCACGCCAUCCGUGAGAACGUUAUACUGUCCGUGGUGGCAGUGGGCGUUUCUGGGGUUUCUAUCCUUUCUUUGGAUCACUCUCGAUCGAUCGCGCGCCGUGGAAUGCCACCGAUUUUCUCCGCGAUCGCCCUCGUCUCGGCAGGAAUUCUUGGAUCGCGCCCCCGAUGGACAUCGCCGUGGGCGGCAACAUGGCCGCCAGGCCCAAAAUGCUGAUGUGCUACCUCUGCGGCCGCGAGUAUGGAACAAAGAGUUUGCCGAUCCACAUCCCGCAGUGCCAGAAGAAAUGGCUAGCUGAGGAGGAGCUCAAGCCGCCAAAGGAGCGCCGGCCAUUGCCGCUGCCGCCCGCCGAGAUUCCCAUCGCGACGAGCUCGGGAGGCUACAAUGUGGAUGCAUUCAACGACGCGGCCUAUGCGCAAUGGGAAGGCAAUUUGGAGCAAUGCCCUCACUGCGAUCGAAAAUUUCGUCCGGAAGCUUUCAAGCACCAUCAAAAGAGCUGUACGGCCCUUCGCCCCGCCAAAAAAGCUGGAACCGGGCUCACUGCCGCGGCGCUCUCCAAUCGCCUGCCACCUGGACUCGUCCAACGUGGCGCAAAACAGGCUGCUGGACCAUCUUCCUCUGGGGCUUCGAGAUUGAAGAUCUGGAUUAAACUUCGUGCUCGCCUUCAUCUCCUCUCAGCUUUGAUCAUGGAUUUGCACAGGUUGAAGUGGAAGUCGGGGGCUCCAGCUCCGGUUCCAAAGGACGACAAAAGUGGUCGCUCCCGUGCACGACUACUCCAUGUACUCCGGGAGAAAGGUGUGACAAAUGCGACGUUCCUUAUGGUCGAUCGGAUGCAAAGUUUUGCUCGGAAUGCGGUGCCAAGAGAUCGACACUGCCAACCAAGUAAGAAAGAAGCUUGUGAUCUCGUGUUCUUCCAGGAACAAUUCGCUUCGUGUCAAAGUCUGAAAGAGGAAUAUACUCAUAACCGGAAUCAUUCCUGUCCGAUUCUCUCUUCGUUUUGCCUUUUUUUAGCAUGCUAA
Molecule: messenger RNA, 1021 nt
Organism: Selaginella moellendorffii
Lineage: Eukaryota; Viridiplantae; Streptophyta; Lycopodiopsida; Selaginellales; Selaginellaceae
Exons: 7
Coding region: 170-1021 (283 amino acids)
Source: RefSeq, a predicted model, not a curated record